AUGGAGCACAAGGUGGCCUGUGUCCUCGCCAUGGUCCUCAUGCUGGCCCUCAGCAGCCUCGCCCAGGACCAGGCAGAAACAUGUACCAUGACUCCCGGAGAAAGGAUAAAUUGUGGCUUCUCUGGCAUCACCCCCCAGCAGUGCAAGGAAAGAGGUUGCUGUUUCGAUAACACUAUCCGGGGGUUUCCAUGGUGCUUCCAACCUCUACCCAUCGAAAGCCCUCCAGAAGAGCCCAUCCAAGAGAGCUGGUUGCGUCCAGACUUGGCAUCACCACCCGCACCUGGGCACCUGAGCCACCCGGCCCACUACUGCAUAUACACCUGUUCUGUGGCUGAAUCUGGCCUGGUGACACAGUUCAACCUCUCUGACUUUUAG
Molecule: messenger RNA, 375 nt
Organism: Cricetulus griseus (Chinese hamster)
Lineage: Eukaryota; Metazoa; Chordata; Mammalia; Rodentia; Cricetidae
Source: RefSeq, a predicted model, not a curated record